GGAUUUCCCCAUAAAGAAAAACAAAAGACAAAUCGGCAUCAGCGAUUCGGGGGAGAAAAGAAAAAAGGGAAGGGCGAGCGAGAAGCAGCGGCAGGCGGCGGUCGACGGUAGCCGUUCAUCCACCUCGGCGGCGGCGGCCAUGUCAACCAUGGUAAACGAGUUGUUGGAAGAAGAAGAAGAAGAGCAGGACCUUAUCCCAAUUAUCCCUUUGUUCUACGAUGAGGAAUUCUGGAUGGCCGAAGCCAAGGCAGAGAGGGAAAGAUGUCGGGCGGAGACAGAGAAGAAGGCUAGGAGAGAAGAGGAAUAUCUGCGGCGGAGUUCAAUGCACCGAGCCGUCAUUGACUCAAUUCUUCAGUAUGAUCCUAAGGCUGGUCGCAAGAUGUACACUCGUUUCUUUCUUCGAGAUUUAUCGGUCUUCAACCUUGACGAUGAAUCUUUGGUUCCUCCAAUGCGUUACACCGAUAGUGUGUACUUAGAUCAGCAUGACCUUGAGGACUCCGUAAAUAUUCUUUCACUGGUCAUUCAUUCCUCAGAUGUUGGUUUUUCUAUCAAUGUGUAUGGAACUGUGAUUGUGAUUGCGAGAGAUAGUAUUGACUACAAGUGCAUUCGUCUCUUUCGUCGCGGAUGAAUUGUUGGCUUUGAUUGGUCCAGAUCGAGGUCUAGUGCUAGUUGAUUUUAUAUAUGUCGAGAUAGAUCUUAAAAUCAAAGCCGAUGAAGAAUCUCUUGAUUCGGAGUUGAGCAAAGGCGUAUUAACCAUCAAUGGUCGAGGAUUGCGUACAGAGGAUACGGUUAUUGAUGAAGUUAAAACUCUAGAUAGCCGUCUUAGUACCCUGGACAUGAGGUAUGCAAUUAUUUGUGACGCAGUCGAGAGCACCUUCGAAGUUUCGGUCGUUGAGGGACAGUUCUAUGGAAAGAUCACUGCUGAUACCACAAGUAUUCAACAAAAAAUUGUGAUUCAUGAAAGCACUUCUGAUGACAUGAUGACUUGUGCUGAAGAUGGUGUCAAACUCCAGCGUCGUGUCAUGUCGGUUCGUUUGGACCAGUUGCUGGUAUUUGAAAUCACUAAUUUGGCUCAUGGUGCUUGCGCCAAUCAACACAUUGAGUUCACCCCAUCACGCACGGGUCAUGAUGUUUUGGCAAUCUCAUGUGGUGCUGGGAAGAUUCUGGUGAAAGUUGUUUGGUCAAUUAUGGACCGUAGGCCAUAAUCCAAUGUAUUAAAUAUUUUGGUUGACAUAAAGUUAGUACAUCUUAUAAUUUGGAACAGGUGAAGCUACAUCUAUCGGACAUCUGUCUUGGUUUAUACUGUUGUCGUCUAGAUCAAUUAUCUUUUUGAACUUCCCGAUUCACAACUCUGUUUAGUCGUAGGUCUAGACAGACGUAUGCAAGUGCCUCACAUAUCUACGUACAUCUACAUUUGUCUUGGUUUAUACCGUCGAAGGAAAUAUCGAUCUCCGGCAGUUCCCUUGUCUGUGACAGCCGAUUCGACGUUGAGAGCUAAGGGGGAACCAUGGAUCAACGUCUGUCAUUUAGUUUUGCAACAUCUGACAGUUGAUUCGGCAGUGAUUUUUCUGCACUCACGAUAUCUAAAAUCGGCAAAAAAAAAAGUGGACUAUAUAGCCCAUGAAAAAGGGCAAAUAGUCAAUUGCAUGACACCGGAAUGGGGAGUAACGCCCAAUAUAUUCAAAGUAACAGAAAAAUAUAUAUAAUACAUGCAUGUAAGAUUCACAUAAGAUGCAUAUUAGACGUGGUAGUAAUAAUUAUGUUAGACUUUAAUCAUGAUUCUGUUUCCGUUUUAGAUCCAGUUUAGAAGAGUCCUGCGUCUGUUUAGGGAUAAUCCGAGUAUAAGGAGAAUUCCAGUCGUGUGUGUUUGACGAGAUUUUGUACCAGAAUUUCUCUCAGUGAAUAAAAAAAUGAUGAUCAUAUCACAUAAUCAAAUAUAUGACGAGUGCAUGGAGCAGUACUACGUACGUGCCCACAGUUGUAUUUCAAUUCAAAGCAUAGCAUAGAUACGUGUACAGUACAGUCUUUUUGGCCCAAACAGAAGAAGUGAGCUAAUUAAUCGAGCACCAUAUGCAUGCAUAUGUAUCACAGUACGUAUGUGAGCUGUAUGUUUGGAGUUUGGAAAUGCUGCAUGGCCUAACGUGCGCGCGAAGGAUGCGAUUGCUGCUUAUGGAAGGAAAUUGUAUGCAAGGAUCGGAGAGAUUGGCAGCUGAUCACAAAAUAUCAGUGAUUUCCAAAAUGCUAUUGACGGCAGGCAUCGCCUUUUCCCUUGAAACCUUACCGCCUAUCUACUGCUAUAUAAGGACCAGAGCUACGACGAACGUGAGGGGGAGCGACCUCCAGGAAAAAGGUGAGCAGGGCAGCAGCGCCCUAGGGGAGGGCCGCGAGAUGCGGCGCUUAAGGUAAGCCGCACGUACAGGAGGCUAAUUAAUGGAGGAGCACGAUGAUGCCCUAGGCAAGAGUCAACGCACGGCGCGCGGCUCUCGAUCUCCCUACACGCGGGCUUCCGAGUUCCAGUGACGAUCUAGACAUGCCAUCGGCAUUCAUAUCUCCCUUGCAGGCUGGUAUAUCGAUAUCUCUUUCCUGUCUUUUCUUUUUACAACACGAGAGAAGCAGGGGAAGCGCGACCAGACGGCGGCGCCCAUGGCGAGGGCCAGCCGGCCAGGUGCUUGGCAGCGACAAGAACGCGCCCAAGGCGGUGGUGACCUGCAGGAGCGACGCUCUGCUCCGGCUUGGUGAUUCCACAUGCACUUGAUCUUCGUCCAGCGCACAUACAUAUGACAAAUCCAUCGUGCAUGCCAAAGCACCACAGCAAGGGAUCGAGAUGGCUUCGAUCUAGUACAGUUGUGUGUUUAGCACUAAUCUCCUGUGUCUAUUUGUUUCUCUCUUAGAUGCAGCUCGUCUACACGGUGAUGUCCUGGUGGAUCGAUGGCAGCCUUUCUGGCCAUCAAGGACUUCGAUGCCUUGCCAGGGACAUGGCUGCAAGCUGUAGCCGCAUCUGCACCUGAAGCUUCAUGACACGGUGCCUGACAGCCGCAACACCACCACUGGAACUCACGCGAGUUCAAGAUGGUGUGCUGCCACCCGCUAGGAGUGCAACGGCGCCGACAGGCCGUCCAUGAACGCCACUGGACCUGGACGCUGCAUGGCCGCCGCCAUCGCUGCCGUGGGCGUCGUCGAGCUCUUCCUGCGUGCGUCCUACUUUGGACAUUUAACGUAAGUUGUAACUUGAGAACCUAAUGGUUUUCUAUGCAGGUAAGGGUCGCCUUGUUUUGUGCACAUAUAUGCACGAAACUCUCGUCCCAGGCUUUGGCACAGGAUUGCCGGCCACCGGCAUGCAUCCUCAAUGCCACUGGCUUGCGAAGGUCGCCGGGGAUGACGACAACAUGUCACCGCGGACUGUGACUCGUAGCUUGCAGGCAUAUUUCUCUUCACGCCCGCCAUGUGUGGCACCUGGGUUGGCGCCUUCUUCACCGACAUGGUAUCGUGCUAGCCACUCGUGGUGGCCCUCUACGUGGGGCACAUCGUGACACCGCCAUACACGAAGUCCACCAUGGCACAUCGCAGUCUACACCGCCACCGAUAUCUACUCCGACAAUCAUUCUCGACAUCGUCCAACCUCCGACGAGGUGCACAUUACUUGCUUGCACCGACGAGGUGCUAGCAAGUCAUCCCGUCCGACACCGGUAAGGCGGACUCACCAGGCUUGGCACCGACAAGGCGAAGGCCACCUACCUGUCUAAGCCGACGAGGCUAUAGACACUUUCAUCAUAGGAGAUGACAAGCCGGAGCACUAUGGCUCAGCAUCGCCGAAGUGGUGGGCGAACUACUCCACCACUCGCCUUCACCCUUUGCACCACCACCAUCUACACCAAGCACAUGGAGAAGACGAGAGACUCGAAGACGACGACCAUUGCGGCAGCUUGAUCGGAGGUGUCUCACGGUUCGAUCCGCGGGAGUAAUUAAGCGGGAGCUUUACGAGGCCCCGUGAACCAAGACACCACAAUCGCCCAAGUCAUAUUGGCCGCGCUGGCAGGCCACGGAGCGCACUCCAUCAAGGGAAAUUGUAAUUUGUUUCUCUAAGUGAGAUUAAUAAAAUGCAUAUUUUCCUAUA
Brachypodium distachyon (stiff brome) is the source of this 4114-nucleotide messenger RNA. RefSeq lists its product as uncharacterized. Bases 140 to 628 code for a protein of 162 amino acids. The transcript is spliced from 4 exons. The record is from RefSeq and is a predicted model, not a curated record. NCBI's taxonomy places the organism in Eukaryota, Viridiplantae, Streptophyta, Magnoliopsida, Poales, Poaceae.